AUGGUUAAGGUUCUCGUUGGAGCCACUGGAAGUGUAGCAAGCGUCAAGAUUCCACUGAUUGUGAGCGAAUUAAGUAAAUGUAAGAAUGCGAUCGUGAAAGUUGUCAGCACGAAGCACGCUUUGCAUUUUUUUGACAAAGAACAAUUGAAAAAAGACACCGGGGUUACAGUGCUUACUGACGAAGACGAAUGGAAUUCAUGGACUGUUAUGUCUGAUCCUGUGUUGCACAUUGAGUUAAGGAAUUGGGCAGAUGUCUUCAUUAUCUGUCCUUUGGAUGCAAACACACUGGCCAAAAUGGCGAACGGAUUAUGUGACAACUUGAUAACCUGCAUUCUUCGCGCAUGGCCACAAUCAAAACAAGUUAUUGUAUCCCCGGCAAUGAAUACCAAUAUGUGGGAGCAUCCGUUCACGGAAAAACAUUUGAAAGUCCUUGUUGAUGAAUUGCACAUGGAAGUGAUUCCCCCAGUGAGCAAAAAAUUAGCUUGUGGGGACAUUGGAGUUGGAGCUAUGGCUGAAGUGCCAACAAUUGUAAACUAUGUAAAAAUGAAAUUUGGCUUGACUGAGUAA
Molecule: messenger RNA, 567 nt
Organism: Paraglomus occultum
Lineage: Eukaryota; Fungi; Glomeromycota; Glomeromycetes; Paraglomerales; Paraglomeraceae
Source: the annotation of a GenBank genome assembly